This is a messenger RNA of Apaloderma vittatum (bar-tailed trogon), 289 nucleotides long. Its product is annotated as ras-related protein Rab-22A. Lineage: Eukaryota; Metazoa; Chordata; Aves; Trogoniformes; Trogonidae. The record is from RefSeq and is a predicted model, not a curated record. The annotation marks the transcript as partial. Gene Ontology annotation, molecular function: GTPase activity; GTP binding. The transcript is spliced from 3 exons.
UUUCGUGCUUUAGCCCCAAUGUAUUACAGAGGGUCAGCAGCAGCCAUUAUAGUGUAUGACAUCACAAAAGAGGAAACUUUCUCAACGUUAAAGAACUGGGUUAAAGAGCUUCGACAGCACGGACCCCCGAACAUUGUAGUAGCAAUUGCAGGAAAUAAGUGUGAUCUUAAUGAUGUAAGAGAAGUCAUGGAAAAAGAUGCUAAAGACUAUGCAGAUUCUAUUCAUGCAAUAUUUGUAGAGACAAGUGCGAAAAAUGCAAUAAACAUCAAUGAACUCUUCAUAGAAAUUA